CACCAUGAUUAGGCCUAAAGUUUCAUUCUCUCAAAUUGAUAAGGAUUUUUGGAAGGUGAAAAUCCUUUAGGUGACAAGAAUUUAAACAUUUCAAAAAUAGAUAAAAGUCCAAAAGGUGAAGGGAUUUUAAAAAAUCACAAGAGUCCAUCUUCUUCCCCAAAAAUCUUAGAGCAAAACACUAAUUCCAAAAUUAAAUCCAAUUUUUCUUCUAAAUCUCCAAACAUUAAUCCCCAAAAUUUGUCCAGUAUGGUUAAUUCAAAUCUACCGACUCUAGCCACCACCACAUCGUCGGCCAUCAGCAACUCCCCGUCGCCUAACGCUCCACUGCCGACGGUCAUCGUGCCCAGCGAGCCCUCUGCUCGUCCUUCUUUGGUGACUGCUUCUCGUGGUCAGCAACUCGUCGGCGUCCUCGGCAGCUCCUCGCCAACCACUCCUCUGCCGACUCAGUCAUCUCCGACGGCGAUAGGUGGAGCGGCAGCGAUGGCGGAAAAUAGCAGUGGGGGUACUCCUCAGUUGCAGCAGUCUGGUGUUUCUUCUCCGCAGCAGCUCGGCGGCGAUGGCGAUCCGGUGGCCAGCAGCGCGUCUCUUCCACCACUCAGCUCCUUCGCGUUGACAGUAACACCAACUGCAACACCCGCCGUUGCACCAUUCUCCACCUCAGCAGCAGAAGACGGGAGCUUCCCUCCGGCAGCGGCACAUGGCACCUUACCAGCAGCAGCGGGCGGCAACUCUUCUCCCCCGCAGUUCGACAGCGACUCGGCAGCCAUCUCCUUGCUGACAGCAACGAACGACAGUCCCCCUCCCCCGGCAGCAGCAAAUCCGGCAGGCAGCUCUUCUUCGGCAGGUUCUGACGUAGUGUCGUCAAUUUUAGAAUUUCCUACGGCGACAACGGCCACUCCAAGUGUGGUUGAUCCGGCGGUUUUAUCCGUUUCCAGUGGUGUUUCUUCAUCGCCGGCCACGGUAUCAGCUAGCAACUUGCCAACUAAUUUGGUAGCGGAAAUUGUAGCUACUAUGCCUGCUUUUAUCUCUAAAACACCAGCUUCUAUCUUGGCGAUUCCAAAGGCAACAACUUGUGGCUUUCCGGCAACCAAAAACCCAGUUAUAGUGCAAGAUAAGGAGGAGGUUCCUCCAAUCACGAAUCCUACUAUCGAUGAGUCGCAGUCUCAAAAAAGACGACGUGUUGAUGAGGGAUCUUUCUCACAAGGAGCUCAUUUUGAUUCUUCGGCAUCUGUUCCGAAGUUAGCUGAGUUGGUUGAAAAUCAUAGGCCGGCUAGUUUGCUUAAUCCUCCUGUUCUGGCUGAGCAUAUAAGGAGUCUGGCGAUCCCUGAAGAUAUUACUUGGUUUGAUCUGAAGCUUGGGCAUGAGUUAGCCGAUAUUUCUUGCUUCCAUGAAUUUUCGGCUCUUCAAGCUGGUUUAGUCCUAAACGACUGUCGGCAAUGUGCCAAGGAGGAGGUUGAGCGACUAUCUGGGUUAUUGGCUUUGUCCGAGUCAGAUAGGGCGAGCUUAAAAGCUUCUUUGGAGGAGCAUGAUUCGCUUCUUUUGAAGUUGAAGGCUCAGAAUGCAGUUAACGAUCGUCGAGGAUUGGUCAUCGAGAAGAAGACCGCCGAUCUGACUCGGGAAAUUGAGGAACUGAUGUUUGUCAACACUUAUGUUGGAGGCAAAAGAAAUAAAUUAAAGGGCAAAGUUGAGAAACUUCAUAUUUGUCUUCUCGAUACGAAGGACUUUUAUUCUGCUUUGAUUGGCAAGUAUCGUCUCACCAUUGGGAGCAACCUUUUGGAGCAGAACCCAAACAUUGAUCUCUCCGGUGUAAAUGAUCUAGACCCUCAGGUUAUAGCGAAAGCUUUCAUGGAGAAAAUGGCGAAGGGUCUCUCUGUAGGAGAAUAGUUAUUGUUUUGUUUUUCCUUUUAUUGUAUCGCCUCUGCUCGUAUUUGUACUGUACUUUGAUUGUAAUUAAUGAAUGACUCAUUUUCCUACAAA
Molecule: messenger RNA, 1977 nt
Organism: Mercurialis annua (annual mercury)
Lineage: Eukaryota; Viridiplantae; Streptophyta; Magnoliopsida; Malpighiales; Euphorbiaceae
Exons: 5
Coding region: 247-1884 (545 amino acids)
Source: RefSeq, a predicted model, not a curated record